GCCAGCGGCGGCGGGAGCGCGCCGUCAUUCCGACACAUUGAUCCCGGUGACGGACGCGCCGCGGACAUGAACCCGGCGAAACUCCGCCUCAGCUCCGGGGUCGCGCCUCCACACUCGGCUCUCAGCAGCGGGGCAGCGCUCCCGGUCCGCGAAGUGCAGCUGUUAGCGCCACGUCGACUAAAGCAAACAAACUAAAGCUCCAGCACUUGUUUCUCUUCUUUAGCGUCGACAGCGAGAGCCGGAGCGUUUUUCUCUCCGUCUUCAUUUGCCGCCCGUGAACCAUGCUGGACCCGUCCUCCAGCGAGGACACCGGCGGGGAGUCCGACCCAGAAGUUGUGCAGGAGGCUGCGAGGAAACCUGCCUCCUCGUCGGGGAAACGGGGGAGCAGCAGCAGCAGCAGCAGCCGGGCGGGCGGCCAGCAGAGACAGUCCGCCGCACCUGGAGGAGCCGCCGGCAAAGGUGCGAGAGACGCAGCGGCAGGUGAAGAUGAGGAGAGGAAGGAGCGGGAGCGGAUCCAGAGGGAGGAAGAGGAGAGGAAAACUAAACUGCAGAUUUAUGUGUUCGUCCUGCGGUGCAUAGCCUACCCGUUCAACGCCAAGCAGCCCACCGACAUGGCCCGGCGGCAGCAGAAGGUGAACAAGCAGCAGCUGCAGGCGGUGAAGGAGCGCUUCCUGGCCUUCCUCAACGGGGAGAGUCAGAUCGUGGCAGAUGAAGCUUUCUGCAAUGCUGUGAGGAGCUACAAUGAGGGCUUCCUGAAGAGCGAGCGUGUUUCCCGGAUGGUUCAGAGUGGCGGCUGCUCGGCCAACGACUUCCGCGAAGUCUUCAAGAAGAACAUCGAGCGACGCAUUCGCAGCCUCCCAGAGAUCGACGGCUUGAGCAAAGAGACUGUGUUAAGCUCCUGGAUUGCUAAGUAUGAUGCCAUUUACAGGGGGGACGAGGACAUGCGGCGUCAGACACAGCGGGCCCACCUUAGUGCCGUGUCAGAGCUCAUCCUCAGCAAGGAGCAACUCUACGAAAUGUUCCAGCAGAUCCUUGGCAUCCGAAAGUUCGAGCACCAGCUGCUCUAUAAUGCCUGCCAGCUGGACAAUGUAGAUGAGCAGGCAGCUCAAAUCCGUCGAGAGCUGGACGGCAGGCUACAACUGGCUGAGAAGAUUGCCAGGGAGAAGAGAUACCCAAAGUUCAUCUCCGCUGACAUGGAGGCUCUGUACGUGGAGGAGCUGCGUUCUUCAGUCAACCUGCUGAUGGCAAAUCUGGAGAGUCUGCCAGUGUCUAAAGGAGGACCAGACUUCAAACAGAAGCUCAAACGCUCCACUCUGAACAACUCCUUCCUGGACAUCGGAGACGAGGGAGACAUUCUCUCCAAAUCUGACGUUGUGCUGUCCUUCACUCUGGAGAUUGUGAUCGUGGAGGUUCAGGGUCUGAAGUCUGUUGCUCCGAACCGGAUCGUUUACUGCACCAUGGAGGUGGAGGGAGGGGAGAAGCUGCAGACGGACCAAGCUGAAGCUGCCAGACCACAGUGGGGGACACAGGGGGAUUUCACCACAACUCACCCGCUGCCCUCGGUCAAAGUAAAGCUGUUCACAGAGAGCACCGGGGUCCUGGCUCUCGACGACAAGGAGCUUGGCAGGGUGGUCCUGAACCCAACCACCAACGGACCGAAGCAGGCCGAGUUCCACCGAAUGGUCGUCCCCAAGAACAGUCAGGACACAGAGCUGAAGAUCAAGCUGGCUGUCCGCAUGGACAAACCCCCCAACAUGAAGCAUAGUGGGUAUCUGUAUACUCUGGGACAGAGAGUCUGGAAACGCUGGAAAAAAAGAUAUUUUGUUCUUGUUCAGGUGAGUCAGUACACAUUCGCCAUGUGCAGCUACCGAGAGAAGAAGGCUGAACCUCAGGAGCUGAUGCAGCUGGAGGGCUACACGGUGGAUUACUGUGACCCUCAGCCAGGUCUGCAGGGGGGUCGGGUGUUUUUUAAUGCAGUGAAGGAGGGCGACCUGGUGAUGUUUGCCUGUGAUGAUGAGCCGGACCGGGUGCUGUGGGUCCAGGCCAUGUACCGGGCCACUGGACAGUCCUACAAACCAGUCCCACCGCUGCAGAACAAAACCACCAACUGCAGGGGAGGAAUUCAGAAGCCAGCGUCUCCCAUCAGUCUGGAUCCGUCUCAGCGUCAGGGAGUGGAGGAGUUGAUCUCUGCGGCUCCUUGUCGCCUCAACCACGCCGCCCUGUUCAGCAUUUUACAGAAACACACUCUGCAACACCGCAUGAGCGACUCCUUCUCAUGCCUGGGUUGGUUCAGUCCUGGUCAGGUGUUCGUCCUGGAUGAGUACUGUGCACGGUACGGCGUCCGAGGCUGCCAUCGUCACCUGAGCUACCUGAAGGGUCUGAUGGAUUAUUCAGAGAACAACACAUUGGUCGACCCCACGCUGCUGCAUUACAGCUACGCCUUCUGCGUCUCCCACGUGCACGGAAACAGGCCGGAUGGGAUGGGGACAGUGACCGCGGAGGAGAAGGAACAGUUUGAGGCCAUCAGGAGUCGUCUGAUAGCUCUGCUGGAGAACCAGAUCACGCAUUUUAGGUACUGCUUUCCCUUUGGACGACCAGAUGGGGCCCUGAAGGCAACGCUCUCCCUGCAGGAACGGGUUUUAAUGAAGGACAUUACCACGCCUGUCCCUCCAGAGGACAUGAAGAAACUCGUGCAGAGGUGCCUGGAAAAAGCAGCUCAGAUAAACUACAGUCAGCUGAUGGAAUAUGCUCAGAUCAAGGAGGAUGCUCAGGCAGCUCCAGAGAAAAGACUGGAGGACAUGAUGAGACUGGGGGAGCUCUGCAUUGAAGUCCUGCAGCAGAACGAUGAACAUCACUCCGAGGCUUUUUCGUGGUGGCCGGAGCUGAUGGCUGAACACGCAGAAACGUUUCUGUCUCUGUACAGAGCCGAUAUGGACUGUGCUCUUCAGGUGCAGCCUGUCGACUCCUGGGACAGUUUCCCACUAUUUCAGCUCCUCAACAACUUCCUGCGAACUGACUCCCACCUGUGUAACGGGACGUUCCACAAACACCUGCAGGACCUGUUCGUCCCCCUGGUGGUGCGCUACAUCGACCUGAUGGAGUCGUCCAUCGCCCAGUCCAUCCACCGUGGUUUUGAGCAGGAAACCUGGCAGUCGGUCAAGUCAUUAACAAACAAUUUAGCGAGCGUUCCUCUUCCCAAAGUGCCCAGCCUUCCACUAACGCUGCCUCAGAUGCCCAGUUUCUCAGCACCGGCCUGGAUGGGACCGCUGUGUGAAAACACCUUGCAAGGAAUAAAUCUACCUGACAUCUUUAAUGGUUCGGCCACCUCAGAGGAUUUGUUCUGGAAGCUGGAUGCUCUGCAGAUGUUCGUGCUGGACCUCCAUUGGCCAGAGCCAGAGUUUGCCAAACAUCUGGAGCAGAGACUCAAACUGAUGGCCAGCGACAUGAUGGAGGCCUGCGUCAAGAGAACAAAAUCAGCGUUUGAUGCCAAAAUGCAAAAAGCGAGUAAGUCCACAGACUUCCGCGUGCCGCUGUCAGUCUGCACCAUGUUCAAUGUGCUGAUGGACGCCAAGAAGCAGUGCUCCAAACUCUGUGUGCUGGAUACUGGUCAGGAGAUUGACAAACAAUGGCAACAGUACCACUCCAAAAUCGAUGUCCUGAUUGACGAGUCAUUCAAAGAAAUGAUUUCCUCCCUCAUCUCAAAGUUUGCCGGUGUUUUAGACUGCGUUCUCUCCAAGCUCUCGAGAUACGACGAAGGGACAUUCUUCUCUUCAAUCCUGUCUUUCACAGUGAAAGCUGCUGCCAAGUAUGUUGAAGUCCCUAAACCUGGGAUGGAUCUGGCCGACACCUACAUCACCUUCAUACGGCAGAACCAGGACAUCCUCCGAGACCGUGUCAAUGACGAGGUCUACGUCGAGGAUGUUUUUGAUCAAUGGUACACCGGCUCCAUGAAGGCUGUGUGUGUUUGGCUGACUGACAGACUGGACCUGCAGCUCCACACAUACCAGUUGAAAACCCUCAUCAAGAUUGUGAAGAAGACCUACCGUGACUUCAGGCUGCAGGGCGUCCUGGACGGCACACUGAACUGCAAGAGCUAUGAGACGAUCUACAACCGACUGACAGUGGAGGAAGCUACAGCGGCCGUCAAGGCGGGCGAUGGCCUGCAGGGCAUCAGCAUGCGAGACAGCGAUGAGGAGGAUGACUAAAUACACACAAACACACUCUUAACACACCUUGUUACUACUUGAUUGUCACCCUCUCCAUUACAGAUCAGGACCUUCUGUCACAGUUAAUGACAUCCUCCACUUCACUAAACAAUUUUCAUUUCAAACUAAAACAGAGACUAAGGCUGAAACCACAGACAACAAAUAUGAUUUGGUACUAAUAUAACUGAAAUAGACUGCUGCUGGACAAAUUAGCUUUGCGAUUCAUCAACAACAGAACAGCUAAUGCUAAAGUUAGCUUGCAUGCUUUGUUGUGGAAGCAUAUUCUCCACUGAGCACCACCUCAGUCAGCCAUAUUGGAUGAAUGCUAAAACUGAAAUUAAAAACAGCCAAUAUUCAACAGAUAUAACAGAUUUUUAAGUUAAGAUUGAGAAAUACGUGAUAAGUGAAAAAAAAUUACUGGCUACUGAAACCGAUAAAAACUAUAAAGCCAACAAACACUGUAAAAUAACACAAAUGCUGUAUUUUUAACAACAGGGACAGCACAUGCUUACAACUUUUAGCUACAUUUUUUUUUACUGUCUGUUAGAAAAGUAUUUUGCCAAAACAAAACUUGAUAGCAUGUCUGGAGAAAAUAGACAGACUGGACAAAAUAACUAUGCCAUUAUCAACAACAAAUCAAUCUAAUAUACAAGCCAUGAUGUUGAUGCAUUUUCUCAACAGAAUUUGACUCUAGUUCAAAUAUACCAGAAGAGCUGAUAUUACAACCACAGUCAACAAAUAUAAUUGAAAAAGAUUAAGAUAAUCAACAGAAAACAGAACUGCCAAACUAAUCACGCUGUUUAUGACACGACAAGUCAUUAAUGUUAACUAGUAAUACUUGUUGUUGAUGGGUUCUGUUGUAAAUCUGAGUCCAUUUUUUAGGACUAAACAAGGUGAAGCUCUGUGUGUAGUUGCAUCAUGUGCAGUAGAGGUUAAUCGUCAUGACUUAAGACCUGAUCAGUUGAGGAGGAUCGCUCAGGUAGUGACACACACUCUCACCCUGUCACAUGCUCAUCGCCCAGAUGUCCAUAUGUGUUGAAACGUACAUGAGUCUGAAUGUACGACUAAAAGUAAGUCGAGGUGAGGCGAGGCAACUGACAGACACUGGAAGGUUGUGAGACAAACCUCGUCCUCCCACUCUCACCUGCAGGACAGAAAGCCCCGCCUUCCUUUAUGUGCAGCCAUACUCUGAUUGAUGUCACUUUUUACAGUAGAGCUCAGUGAACGCCUAUUUUGUUUUCCUUCAGUCAUUGUAGCUUAUUGUUCAAGACUUAAAAUGUUGUGGCAGCUCUAAAACGCUAGAGUCCGAGCAAACCUGCCUUUUUUUGUCAUAUUCCUGACACCAACAGCGGCCAAUUCCACAAAAGAGAUUUAUUUUUAUUGGACUGAAAGCUUGGAAAUGUAAGGUUCUAUCUAACUGCUUUUAUCAAAGCUGGGUUUUCUACUUUCAUUUUCCUCAGUGCUAAAACAACCUGACCUUUUCUUAACAAGCAACCCAUUUUAUUUGUACAAAUAGUGACUGUUGUUUCUGAUAAGCUAAAGCAGAAGUAGCGUGACAUUAUUACAGCACCUCAAUGCUUGAGUUUGUUGUGAAUCGUUAGGUCAACAAAGCUGUUAUCAUCCGUGACUGUUUGAAACAAAUGCUGACCGACAGUUCAGUCAUACUUUUGUCUAUCUGUGAUCACAAUCGUUCUCUAACCUUUUACAGAAAUUACAGUUUAAUUGACUCAAUUCAAUCAAACCUUAAGAAAACCAGUAGCAGAUCAGAAAACACUUGAGGAGGACUUGAUCCAACGGAUGAACAACAUACUGUACCUUGUCAUUGUCUUAGGGCGCUGCUAGAGGAAAGGCCAUUGAAAGGUAGUUCAAAUCAUUUUAAACAUGGGCAGGUGCUGGAAGUCAGGAGGUCAUUAGGAUUCUUUCUCGAGAAAUUCUUUAAUGCUCCAUUCGAUAGUGAUGGAAACCGACAUCAAUGAGUAAAUGUCGAGCAUGAUGCAUAAAUAUGACAACUGGUAAACUGGCAAAGGGAAAAGAGUUAAUCGUCUUUUUCUAGGGGUGUAAAACGUGUAUAUCUGUUUGUUUGAUGUAAAAGAAGUUCAUGUUCAAAUCUAAAAUCUGACAAAACAGUGACAUCUCCAAAAAUAAAACAAGAGAUAUUUUAAUUAGGAUCGAAAUUGCACAGGAAAUCCAAAUUCGCACGAUUGUUGAAAUUGGCUUUACUACAGUACUUAAGAUGUUACAAAGAACAGUUUGAUUUGAGUCAUGAUUUUGCCAUUAGCUGUUACAGCGCUUUUUGCCAACCUGGACGUUUGUUUCUAUUGUCUCUCGUCUGAUUGUCUGACUCCUCAUGUUGCUCUACCAGUUGGACUUUGCUGUUACAGUACCUGAUGCCAAACCUUGAAAAACGUGACCCACAUUGUACUUAGGAUUCUCAUUAAACCACACCUAUUGUGUAUUUAACACAACCUUUCCUUAACCUUAACCAUGUUGUAGUUUCCAGCUGUUAUAUUAUAAUAUAAUAUUUAACUUUCAAAAACUUUGACAUUGACCAAAUCAAGGAUUUUUGCACAAUUAUUAUGUUUGAUAUGAAGUUUUUGUCUGGCAGUAGGGUUUAGCCUUCAGGUCAAAAAACUACUUAUCUGAAUGUUUUUGAUAAUCAGUGUCUAGAUCUGCAGAUAAAUUCUUACAGGUCCAAGCUAAUGAAAUGUUGCAGUACUGCUGUAGUUUCUCCAUCUGAACUUCAUGUAGCUCACAAUGUUCCCACUGCUAAAUAAGGACUGAUGGUCUCAGGUUGUAAAAGCUGCAAAAAAACAACAAGUAAUUUCUACAGGUAUUAAGAGAGAAACAGAAUCCACGCAGGUGUUCACAAAAACACAAGGUGUCAGUUUCACAAGAAGCUCUUUUAAGGUGUUGGAAUUGAAAGUAAAAGUGGGUAGUCGUUUUUCAGUAACACAAUUAGAUGUUGCUGUAGCUGCAGUUCUGCUGUCAUCUCUGUUCACUGUGAUAUUUACUGUUGUGAAGAAUUAUAUUGAGCUGUAGUGGUAUGGUCGUACUGCCUGUGUACUUCAUAUCUAACGUCGAUCAAAGUCUUAGAAACAUGCUUAUGAACUGAAAAGGUCUGGACCUUUUUUAACAGGAUCAUCGUGGGAGAACAUCUGUUUUUCGUUUUUUUAUCUGAUCACUGUCUUUAAUCUGAUCAGCUGUGAAUGGACUAAGUGUCUCAUCACUGCUGCCAAUUCGCUGGCUACCGUCUGUUUUGCGUGUCAGUGUAGGCCAGUGUGCAGCAACCUGACGUUUGUUUUAGCCGUCCGAUCCAGUUUGUAUCCGUGCAGUUCAAAAGGACAAAAAUCUAUUUGAAGAAGUAUAUUUAUAUUGUCUUAUUGUGCACCUGUUUUGUUCAGGUGUCUUAUCUAAGUGUCACUAUUAAAAGUGUUUUUAAAGCAACUGUGAUUUCAUUUUGUGGGUUUUAUUCUCUCAGUUUUAAUUCCACAUCAGACUGAAGAUUAGCUUCUUGGCAGCAGUCACAAAAACAGCCAAUGAUCAAUUCUGAUCUCACAGGGAAGAUUUACAAAAGGGG
This is a messenger RNA of Paralichthys olivaceus (Japanese flounder), 7782 nucleotides long. It is a transcript of the gene cadps2, whose product is annotated as Ca++-dependent secretion activator 2. The record is from RefSeq and is a predicted model, not a curated record. Gene Ontology annotation, cellular component: glutamatergic synapse. NCBI's taxonomy places the organism in Eukaryota, Metazoa, Chordata, Actinopteri, Pleuronectiformes, Paralichthyidae. Gene Ontology annotation, biological process: positive regulation of exocytosis; synaptic vesicle exocytosis; dense core granule exocytosis.